GUGCUUUUAUUUUGCAAACUUCCGUUUGCUCGGUCUUCAUUUCUCCGGAAGAAAUUCCGUAACCCCCUCUCUAGCUUCCUCUUUCCGUCAACGGAGUUUUUAGGCCAAAAUGGGACGUGUGAUCAGGGGUCAGAGAAAAGGUGCGGGCUCCGUCUUCAAAGCCCAUGUCCAGCACAGGAAAGGCCCGGCUAAACUCCGACACAUUGACUUUGCUGAACGCCAUGGCUACAUCAAGGGAAUCGUGAAGGACAUCAUCCACGACCCCGGCCGUGGAGCUCCCCUGGCCAAGGUGACAUUCCGUGACCCAUACAGGUUCAAGAAGAGGACUGAGCUGUUCGUUGCAGCUGAGGGAAUCCACACUGGCCAGUUCAUCUACUGCGGCAAGAAGGCCCAGCUGAAUAUCGGCAACGUUCUCCCCGUGGGAACCAUGCCUGAGGGUACCAUCGUGUGCUCCCUGGAGGAGAAGCCAGGAGACAGGGGCAAGCUGGCCCGCGCCUCCGGGAACUACGCCACCGUCAUCUCCCACAACCCAGAGACCAAGAAGACCAGAGUCAAGCUGCCCUCUGGCUCCAAGAAGGUCGUCAGCUCCGCCAACAGAGCUAUCGUCGGUGUUGUUGCUGGUGGUGGUCGUAUUGACAAGCCCAUCCUGAAGGCCGGUCGUGCCUACCACAAGUACAAGGCCAAGAGAAACUGCUGGCCACGUGUCCGUGGUGUGGCUAUGAACCCCGUUGAGCAUCCCUUCGGUGGUGGUAACCAUCAGCAUAUUGGCAAGCCCUCAACUAUCAGGAGGGACGCCCCAGCUGGUCGCAAGGUCGGUCUCAUCGCUGCCCGUCGUACUGGCAGACUGCGCGGAACAAAGACCGUCCAGGACAAGGAGAACUAAUCUGUGUCUUGUUAAUAAAAAAGAAAAAUGUCCCAAGAA
This is a messenger RNA of Engraulis encrasicolus (European anchovy), 922 nucleotides long. It is a transcript of the gene rpl8, whose product is annotated as ribosomal protein L8. Gene Ontology annotation, molecular function: structural constituent of ribosome; RNA binding. The transcript has 6 exons. The coding region runs from base 110 to 883 and encodes 257 amino acids. Gene Ontology annotation, biological process: cytoplasmic translation. Gene Ontology annotation, cellular component: cytosolic large ribosomal subunit; ribosome. The record is from RefSeq and is a predicted model, not a curated record. Lineage: Eukaryota; Metazoa; Chordata; Actinopteri; Clupeiformes; Engraulidae.